CACCAAAAAUACGUUCAUAUUUGUUAUUAUUGUUUACAUUCUUUUGACUUGACAGCAGGCAAUGGCAGCUAAAUGACAAGAAUAUUCACUAAAUUGUUAGACCGUGAUCAUAAUACCGUGCUAUGACCUGACAAAUGGCGGACCCACUUUUGUCCCAUGAAAAUAGGAUGCGCAGUGGUCGAAGCUCAAUCUCCCCCCUUCUAUAUCUCUGGUUUACAACAGCUGUCAGUAUCAGUCGACCUCAAAAGUGCUCUGCGAAUUUUACAAUGGAAAAAAUAGUUGAUCAAAGAGUUUGCCUCAAAUUUUGUCUUGCAAACGAAUUUUCUUGUGCCGAUUCAUUGAAAAUGUUAAAAAAAGCCUUUGGUGAUAAUUGUAUGUCAAAAACACAAGCAUACGAUUGGUACAAAUCAUUCAAAGACGGUCGUGAGGUGGUCGAAGAUUUGCCCCGUUCUGGACGGCCUUCAACGUCAACAACCGACGAUAACAUCAUCCAAAUCAAGAAAUUAGUGCUCGAAAAUCGUCAUUCAAGUGUUAUAGAGUUGGCUCGAGAGUUGAGCAUUGAUAAAAUGACCGUUCAUAACAUUUUGACUAAUGUUUUGUGUAUGAAACGCGUCGCAGCAAAACUCGUUCCAAAAGAGCUGAAUUUUUUGCAAAAAGAGCAUCGAAAGCAGGUCUCUGAAGACAUGGUUUCUCGAGCUGCUAGUGAUCCAAAUUUCAUGAAACGAAUCAUAACUGGCGAUGAGACAUGGGUCUAUGAGUAUGACACGUUAACAGCUCAACAAUCGACCGAAUGGCGCCUACCAAACGAGCCGAAUCCGAAAAAUUCGCAAAUUCGCAACGAGAACUGAAGGCCAUACCUUUGGCGGAGUAUGAGCGGUGCAUGGAAAAGUGGUUUCGCCGAUAUCAUAGUUGUAUUGUAAGCAAUGGGGACUAUUUUGAAGGAGACAAAAUAAAUAUUGAUGAUUAAAUUUAAA
This is a messenger RNA of Coccinella septempunctata (seven-spotted ladybird), 974 nucleotides long. RefSeq names its product protein GVQW3-like. Lineage: Eukaryota; Metazoa; Arthropoda; Insecta; Coleoptera; Coccinellidae. The transcript is spliced from 2 exons. Gene Ontology annotation, molecular function: nucleic acid binding. Bases 135 to 848 code for a protein of 237 amino acids. The record is from RefSeq and is a predicted model, not a curated record.